ACCCUACUAUAAGACAUUGAGUCCCUCCACUUGUCUUUCCACACAAACUCUUAUGUCAUGGAAUUAAUUUCCAUUGAAAUAAAAAACCCAUCAUGAGCACUCUUCUCCUAUUAAUUUUUUUUUUUUUCUGGAAUGAUCAGAAAAUAAAAAGAAUUGUGCCAGCUGCAUUCUCUGUGUUUGUUGUUUGUUAGUGGAAUCUGUUAGAGUUACAGUACUUCACUGCUUGUUUACCUGCAUUUAGUAGAAAAAAAAAAAAAAAGAAGAAGAAGAAAUGGGGCAUCAUACAUGUUGUAGCAAACAAAAAGUAAAGAGAGGGUUAUGGUCUCCUGAAGAAGAUGAAAAACUCAUCAAGUACAUUACUACUUAUGGUCAUGGUUGUUGGAGCUCUGUCCCUAAGCUUGCAGGACUUCAGAGAUGUGGAAAAAGCUGCAGAUUGAGGUGGAUAAAUUAUCUGAGACCAGAUUUGAAACGUGGGAGUUUCUCACCUCAAGAAGCAGCACUUAUCAUUGAGCUCCAUAGCAUUCUUGGCAACAGGUGGGCACAAAUAGCAAAGCAUUUACCUGGAAGAACAGACAACGAAGUGAAGAAUUUUUGGAAUUCGAGCAUCAAGAAGAAGCUCCAGCUUUCACAUGGAACAUUCUCUGAUCUCUCCAUCAUCUUUCCUAAUAAUAAUAAUCUCAUUGCUAAUCCAAACCCUAAUCCCUCUUUUGAUAAUUCCUACUCAUUCAAUAACCCCAAUGUUCCUAUUACUAAUAGUUUCAUGUCAAGUACAAAUAACUCAUCUCCCCUAAUUCAACAACUUGACCAAAUGAUUAAUAUUCCUAAUGGGGAUUUAAAUUUAAUCAAUCAAGUUGUGCCCUAUUCCCUUCCUAUGUCAUUUGACUCAAUGUCAAAUGAUCCAACAUGGUUUAAUUUCAAUUAUCCUCAUCAUCUUCAACAUGAUCUUGAAUAUAACCCUAGUGUUAUUAAACAAGACAAUUCCAAUUCCAUGUUCACCUCCAACAUUUCUUUGAAUUGUACUAAUGGGGAGAACUUCAUGGAUUCAACAAACGCGGAUAUCAAAAUUCAUCAAGAUUUAAUGAUGGCGCCUUUGCUGUUGCCCAAGCUUUCUGAAACGAUAAAGGGGAAUGAAGGUGGCAUUCUAGAAUCAACUCCUGUUGCGUCACAAUACAUUCACUCAAUGGCGAUCAGCAGUCUCCCAUGUACCAUCCCGACUGGUUAUACUAUGAAUCCACAUAACAAUAAUAAUGUGCACCGAGUCGUCCAUGAAAUGAAGCAGAUAGAAUCCGUACACAUGUCAUCAUCACCAUCUUCAUCUAAAUCUUCAGCAUCAGGUUCAUCAUCAUUGUCAGCACUUUCAUGCAGUCAAUUUAUGAUGAACCCUAGUAGCAACCUCCCUACAACUUGGGAUUCAUAGAGACAUACAUAUGUUGACAUUUAUAAUGAUCAUGAUGAAGAAGAUGGUAAGCUUUUUAUUUUCUAUUUCAAGAAUAUCAGGGAAUUAAGGGAAUUUUUAUGAUGAAGGAAUUAGUUUCAUAUUAUUAUUGUGCAGCUAUCAUUUUAAUUUGCAAAGAUAAAAGUACUUAGAACUUUAAUUGCAUCUAUGGCUUUUUAUGCAGUUCUUUUGUUCCCUUAAGUAGUGAAGUACUGCUCUUUCUGUAACAAUAAGUACUUAUGACAUCAAUAUUAUAAGUAGUUAAUUUUUAUGUCUUCC
Molecule: messenger RNA, 1714 nt
Organism: Capsicum annuum
Lineage: Eukaryota; Viridiplantae; Streptophyta; Magnoliopsida; Solanales; Solanaceae
Product: transcription factor MYB26
Exons: 4
Coding region: 272-1417 (381 amino acids)
Source: RefSeq, a predicted model, not a curated record